AUGUUUUAUAUUGCUUUAAUUUCAAUAUUUAUUGAAAUAACAAUAUGUUCUCAUGUAGGUAGUAGCUUAUUUAACAAUCGCAUCACCAGGACCGACUGUUGGAGUGAAAAUGACUUGGCAAAGUUACGGGCCCGGAAAGUAUUUGAACAGAUGGUACCACCAAAAGUGGCUCCAGAUAAAAUGGAUUCCAAAUACAUAAGAGAUAUUUUGAGAUAUUUUCGAAAAUCGUUAUGCCUAGUGGAUAUUGCGGAAGAUAAACAGACAGCUUCUUUACUAAAACAGGCACUUGCUGAUACUAUUGGAGCCCAUUUGAGAAGUGAUAUAUUACCUACAGCUAGACUUGCUUAUUAUGCUGGUUUUGUUCCUUACAGGAGCGUAAGGGAGCUUCAUAGUUACUAUGAUAAAAUAAAAGUUUUUCUCAAUACUCAAGGCUUAGGUUGGAAAAAACCAAAAAGUCUACCGGAUUGGAAUAAUAUCAAAGUUGACAAAAUUCAAGUGGGUGUUGGUAAGUUCUUCGACCCAUGUAAUUUCUUAGUGACGAAACGAGAUACCAAUUCUUGUAUUCAUUUACCGCCACCAAAGAUCGACGAUCACAAUGAGCCCUCUGCUAUGGCGCUUCCUUUUAGAUCAAAUGGGUUAUUAAGUUUGACAUCACCGAAAUCCGAAGAUGUAUUAUUAAAAUAUUACACUACCGCAUCUCGAUGUCUUUUACGACGGUCACCAGAUACAUGUCGUCAUACUGAUUUCGUUAGUUUUAAUAAUGAGAUAUGGCACUGGAUGAAACGUGAUGUCGCUCCACACCUCGUAGAUGAGAAAUUGUACGCUGCUUAUGGGGGUGUUUUAAGGAUAGCAGCUGCCGCCCAAAACUAUGGAAAGGGGCUUUCACGGCGUAACCUAUUUGCAUUUCAAGACGCCGAGGUGUCGAAAUGGCAACCUUGGAAGAGGUUGAGAGAUUCGUAUGUUUAUUUAAACACGGAUUGGACCCCUUAUAUUUACAUUGUUUUCAUUCUUCUCGUUGGCGUUGCUAUAUGUUUACUUCAAUUGUUUUAUAGCUACAUUUUUGGUGAUGAUGAUGCAGGUUGUCACUGCAAAGGACGACCGAGUCGAUCAUCCUGUUGCAAAGACGUCGCCUAUGCAAAUGUGGAAUCCAAUAUCCCAGCAAUGUUGCCUCGUCAUAAAAAUAACAUUUAUUAUGUGGAAGAGCAGCGAACUAAACGUAGUGUAGGCUCAAAGAUAAAAACUUCUUCCUUGAGUUCGACGAAGACGCAGCGAGUGUACGAUUUAAACGAAAAUAAAGAAAAAUUGAUGGAUGUAAUUUUGAGUGAAAAAAGCGAUUCCAGUGAUGCAUCCAUAGGAACGAAAAAUCGAGAAAAUAAAAACAUUAUUGACGUUGGUCGAGACGACCGGUCGAAAAGCCCGCCAAAAAUUGAAACGUCAGUUGAUGAAGUGAAAGUAUUAAAAAGGGGUGCAAAAGUCUGUCCUCAAAUGUACUCAACGACUACGGCUACCCGUUCUGUGACAUAUCGCGAAGAACAUGCCACCGAAUCUGUGUGGUCCGAAUCUGAGAGCAGUUCUUCAGAACAAAGCGUAACGUCAGAUAGUUCUAAAUCGCGAUGUAGAAGGUCCAGAAGUUCACGUGACCUCGCUUGGGCCAGGCGAGUGAUCUCAAAACAUUCCCUACAAGCCAAAUCUACUUCUGCUACGGAAUUAGAUGUCACCUCGUUUACAACACCGCCUUCGCGCCGCUAAUUUCGAUUUAAAUUUUUUUAUUCGAAUACAUAUAUGUACAAUAUUUGUUAUUUUAGAUUUUAUAAGAUAUGUUGCCUUUCGAUAAGAAUGAUUAAGGUUUGUAAUAUUAAAAAAACUUUUUGUAA
This is a messenger RNA of Zerene cesonia (dogface butterfly), 1874 nucleotides long. RefSeq lists its product as uncharacterized. The transcript has a single exon. NCBI's taxonomy places the organism in Eukaryota, Metazoa, Arthropoda, Insecta, Lepidoptera, Pieridae. The record is from RefSeq and is a predicted model, not a curated record. The coding region runs from base 1 to 1749 and encodes 582 amino acids.